GCAGACAGAAGCGUUGUCAACUCUGGACAUAUAAGGUAUCGUUAACAAGUUAACUUCACACAUGUAACAUAACGCAGCUGAACAUAUAGCAGGAAAAAAAUUGUCAAAUCGUGUAACUUCUUGGCAUAAGUUGUGCAGCAUAUUACAAAUGAUUCUUUGAAUGCCCCCCCUUCAACUUUAGAGAGGAUAGAAAAGUGCAUGGUGUACAGUUUGCAUGACAACAUGUGAUAUACCUCAACUAGGACACGUCCAUGUCGACCGGUUAAUCUUUGCCGCUACUUUUAAAUGCUUCUCAAUUCUAAAAAUGUCUUGAUUUGACCGCUUCUGAAAAUUUUCGCGAAUUGUCGAUGUGAUGCACCAGUCAUCUUGCGACAGUUUGACCUUCAAGUGCUCGCAACCUUUAUGGGUGGACGAUACCCCUGAAGCGUUGCCUUGUAUGAUUCCCAGUUUGGGUUUUGAGUGUAAGCAAAUCCAAACAGUCUUAUUGACGUUCAACCCUUGCUAGUUCUGUUGUUUACUUCCUUGUAGAUUGUUUACCUGUGAUCAUAAGACCACUUCAGUUGCUGACCGUUUACCUAUCAAACAGUUUUCUUACAAUUCUUCUAACACCACGACCUAAAAUCUUUCAAGUAGCUGAAACUUCUAAAAAUUACCAGUCAAAUAUUAAUUUUUAGCAAUCAUACACGUUCCAUCAUGCCUAACCCACUGAAAACUCUUUGCACAGUGUUUAUGUUCUAUUGUUUCUCAAUAUGCCUUACAUUUUUCAACAGCCGUUGUAUAAAAGUGCGAAAUUUCAUCGAAUAAUUUUAAAAGUUAGGUGUUCCCAUAUCCACUCUCAAUCACUUUACUGCACAUGAUCAUUAAAUUCUUAUUGUCAUGGUUCGUAAGGUGUUCACUAUCGUGGUUGUAUAACUGUCCAAGAAUAGAGCUUCCGUGGGCGAAGUAUGUGAGGGUUGUUGCUGUCUCUGGGAUCUCUAGUGCCCUAGAUAUUGGUUGUUCAAAUUGGAGUUUUGAGUUCAUUACAGUAUCAUUGUACACAAUGACAAAAUCUACCAGCGUCAUUUUUAUUGUGAUGUUUUCUGUUUUAUUAAAACAGGAGAAAAAGCAACCAUCCUUAGCCAUCAUUGUCGUUCUGAUUACCUGUGGGCUUUUUAUGUUUUCAUAUGAGUCUACACAGUUCAAUUACAUUGGAUUCCUUCUUGUUCUCGCAGCGUCAUUCCUAAGUGGAAUUCGUUGGUCUUUCACCCAGCUUGUCUUACAAGGACAAUGUUAUGGUCUUUCUCAUCCUAUUGAUUUUAUGUUCCACUCACAACCAUGGAUGGCACUGGCUAUUUUGCCCCUUUCUCUUUACAUCGAAGGUUUUGAACUCAUAACAGCAAAGAAUCUUUUUCGCACUGAUGCAUUUGAUCAGUUAAUAGGCGACUUAGUCCAACUAGGUACUGGAGCUUUGUUAGCAUUCGGUCUUGAAAUAUCAGAGUAUCUAGUUGUUGGUUCUACUUCAAGUUUGACUUUAUCAGUUGCUGGUAUAUUUAAGGAAGUAUGUACUUUGUACCUUGCUGCAAAAUUUAAUGGAGAUAAUAUAUCUUUCGUUAAUAUGAUUGGCUUCGUCAUCUGUUUGUGUGGAAUCACUCUUCAUAUAGUUGCAAAAGCUGUUAACAGUAGCAAGUACGUCGGAGAAAAGUAUCGUUCAUGAGCGAAAAAGUUAAGUCAGGAAUACCAAUUUUACUGAAAAUUUUUGAAUCUAUACUUUUUAAUUUUCAUAUUUAUUCAUGCUUCAUUUUUCAGUCAAUUUUGGUUAACGGAU
Molecule: messenger RNA, 1804 nt
Organism: Schistosoma bovis
Lineage: Eukaryota; Metazoa; Platyhelminthes; Trematoda; Strigeidida; Schistosomatidae
Source: the annotation of a GenBank genome assembly